Drosophila busckii is the source of this 442-nucleotide messenger RNA. Its product is annotated as acylphosphatase-1. The coding region runs from base 75 to 401 and encodes 108 amino acids. The transcript has a single exon. NCBI's taxonomy places the organism in Eukaryota, Metazoa, Arthropoda, Insecta, Diptera, Drosophilidae. The record is from RefSeq and is a predicted model, not a curated record.
CUGUUUGUAUUUUGUUUGAGCAGAGCAGGCAUUUGGCUUAAACUACUAAAAAUUAUUAAAAUUGUGGCUUCAACAUGACGAAGGCGGACACGCCAAAUUUGCAGGAUAAGCCCGGCAUAUUGAGUUGCGACUUUGAAGUACGCGGCAAAAUACCCAAAGAGGCUUUUGAACUAUUCGCUCUAGCGCAGGCAAAGAUCGUGGGCAUACGUGGAUAUAUAACGCGAGUGUCCGAGGAUUGCUAUAGAGGCGUGCUGCAGGGUGAGGGCAAAGUGAUCGAGGCCUUUAAGCAGCUGAUUGCGACGGCAGGAGAGUAUGUGGCAGCGAUUAAGGAGUUUAUCAUUAAAAACUUGAAGGUUAUUAAGGAAUAUACAUAUGAAGCUUUUGAAGUUAGAGCUAUGUAAGACUUGUCUAAAGUUUCACGAGUAAAAGAAUUUCAAUUCAA